This is a messenger RNA of Malaya genurostris, 1010 nucleotides long. RefSeq names its product probable 18S rRNA (guanine-N(7))-methyltransferase. Lineage: Eukaryota; Metazoa; Arthropoda; Insecta; Diptera; Culicidae. Gene Ontology annotation, cellular component: nucleolus. Gene Ontology annotation, molecular function: rRNA (guanine) methyltransferase activity. The record is from RefSeq and is a predicted model, not a curated record. The transcript has 3 exons. Bases 197 to 916 code for a protein of 239 amino acids. Gene Ontology annotation, biological process: rRNA (guanine-N7)-methylation.
GAUGUGAUUAGGCCAUGUGCUUUAAUUUCGCUUAGUUCCAAAUAAUAUCCUAGAUCGUAUCUGUUGUAUAGAUGGCAAGACGCCCAGAACAUUUGGCUCCUCCGGAAAUUGUGUGUUUGUUUUCAAAAUCUUUUAUAGCGAGGAUGAAGCCCGAAAGUAUACAAACAACAGUCGAAUCAUCGACAUUCAAGUGCAAAUGUGCGAGCGGGCAAUAGAACUGCUGGCUCUGCCAGAAGAUAAUGCACAUUUCAUUUUAGACAUUGGAUGUGGCUCAGGACUAUCUGGAAGUGUGCUGGAAGAUCAAGGGAAUGUUUGGAUUGGAGUCGACAUCGCCCAGGCCAUGUUAGAUGUCGCUGUAGAACGUGAAGUUGAGGGUGAUUUGAUCUUAGGAGAUAUGGGACAAGGUAUGCCUUUCAAAGCGGGAACAUUUGACGGCGCAGUUUCUAUUUCGGCAUUACAGUGGCUUUGCAAUGCUGAUAAAAAAUCUCACAUUCCACAAAAGCGAUUGUAUCAAUUUUUCAGCUCCUUGUUUGCAUGUUUGACACGAAAUGCUCGGGCAGUGUUCCAGUUUUAUCCGGAAAAUUCUGACCAAAUUACACUAGUGACUACACAAGCAACAAAGGCUGGAUUCUACGGUGGACUUGUAGUUGAUUAUCCCAAUUCGGCCAAAGCAAAAAAGUACUAUCUUGUACUUAUGACGGGUGGAAUUGUUAAAUUACCGGCGGCAUUAGGAGAAGAAGACUCGAAUCAAAUUUCUUACAGCCGUAAAAGAGAAUUAGCAAAAAAUGUACGUGGAAAACCGCUGAAAAAAUCCCGCGAUUGGAUACUUCAAAAGAAAGAACGCCGAAGACAGCAAGGCAACGAUACUAGAAGUGAUUCAAAAUAUACGGCUCGAAAACGCAGUGGAAGAUUUUGAACAUGUGAUUUGUGUAUCAAAAACAGUUAUUCUGUUUCUACAGUCUUAGGAAAAUUAAGGAAUAAAUUACAGAUUCUUUAUUCAAUCAUUGAAA